Soboliphyme baturini is the source of this 400-nucleotide messenger RNA. NCBI's taxonomy places the organism in Eukaryota, Metazoa, Nematoda, Enoplea, Dioctophymatida, Soboliphymatidae. The record is from the annotation of a GenBank genome assembly.
GUCAAGCGAUGCGUACCUCUUUCUCGGUCUCGAAGUCUUCUAGAAGCGAGUGCUCGGCUACGCUGGCGAACGGAAGGAGGUUUUUUCCUUUCCCGCGUGGUUGGUUCUUCGCUUUGCUGUUGGCGGACGCCAAAGGAAACAGCAGCACGCAGAUUGCGGCGGCGAAGCUCAGGCGCAUGACAGACGGGAGGUUCAUGGAGUGAAGGAGGAAGAACAGGAGGCGAACGAGUGCUAUGGAGGAGGGGCGGAUGACGACGAUCGAGGUCACCUAAGCAGUCACCUGUUGCUGUCACUCACCAACAGAAGCGCUGUAUUUUGGCUGCACGUUUUGCCAACCGACACCUCGCACAAACAAAGUCAAAAGUCGCACGUCCUUCCGUUAAUUCGACCGACCUGUUGA